Trichophyton verrucosum HKI 0517 is the source of this 477-nucleotide messenger RNA. RefSeq lists its product as uncharacterized. The transcript has a single exon. The annotation marks the transcript as partial. Lineage: Eukaryota; Fungi; Ascomycota; Eurotiomycetes; Onygenales; Arthrodermataceae. The record is from RefSeq and is a predicted model, not a curated record.
CGUGUCUGGUCAUGGCGCACCAGAUACAAUGAAUUUCUUGGAGGAGGUGGUCACUGGGUCGGGUAUGGAGACUGUGGUCAGGGUGUGCAGUGUGGCCUUGAGCAAAGGUGUCUUGCUGCGGAGCACAUCGAGGUAGAGGUGGACUGUGAAGCCGGAGACUGGGUUUCGGAAUUUUCCCGUUCGGAUAGUUCUAAUGAGAGCUCCCUCGAGCAUCUCCGUCACUCUAGCUCGUUCUCGCAUUCGGAUGGUCGGGAUGACGAGGAACCAGGUUACCUCCGGCAGGAGAUCGAGGGUAUCGGGGGUGUGGUCAAACAAAAAGUCAAGAAGAGAGUCCGUGUUGGGGCUAGUGUCGAGGAACGUGACGAUGAUCGGGAAAACGCAACAUACUUGAAACAAGAAACCUCGGGCGCUGUGCGAAGUCGAUGCGGAUGGUGUUCUGGGAUCGUUCCAAGCAAUGUUGAAAGGGGGCGUAACUGA